UUAAUUUGACCCUACUAUUUUCACUUCUCAAAUUGAAACCUCCGCUUAAACCCUCAGGUAGGAAAAGAUAAGGUUCAGAGAGUGAAGAAGCGAAAGUGUGGAAAAUGGCUUCUUUAAACGUAGCUCUUUUAUCUUCUCGGCUUCAAUUCCAUUCAUCUUCCAUCCGUUGUGCUCUUCCAACAAUCUUCAAUCUCUCUUCACCAGCUGAGAGUUCGUGCGUUAUCAAACCGACUCACUUUAUUAAACGGCGUUUGAGAGCUAAAUCGACGAACUUUUCUCUUUCUACCUUGCCACGGAGAGGAGGGUUCGUAUGCAGAGCUGCGGAGUAUAAGUUCCCGGAUCCCAUACCCGAAUUCGCCGAAGCUGAGACAAAGAAAUUUAGGGACCAUAUGACAAAGAAACUAUCAAAGAGGGAUCUUUUUGAAGACUCUGUUGAUGAGAUUGUCGGAGUCUGCACUGAGAUCUUUGAGACGUUCUUGCGUAGCGAGUAUGGAGGACCUGGAACACUCUUGGUCAUACCCUUCAUCGACAUGGCUGAUACUCUUAAUGAAAGGGAACUGCCUGGAGGUCCACAAGCCGCACGUGCAGCUAUCAAAUGGGCUCAGGAUCAUGUAGACAAGGACUGGAAAGAAUGGACCGGCACUGAUUAGUAACACCCGAACCUCAAAUCAUCAACUCAUAGUUCAGCAGUCAUGUAUCAGAUAAUAGAUUGUCAUUGUAAAACUCUGUAUUUUCCAGAUUUCAGUAUUUUAUCACCUCUCUUAUAUAAUCGUUGGUAUCCUCAUCUGUUUCCCAAGGUGAUUAGUGUAUGGUUGAGUGGAUUCUUCUGAUGUACCAAAUAAGAAUUGAAGAUACCUAAGAUCUGUUUGUU
Messenger RNA from Eruca vesicaria subsp. sativa (arugula), 871 nucleotides. The record is from the annotation of a GenBank genome assembly. Lineage: Eukaryota; Viridiplantae; Streptophyta; Magnoliopsida; Brassicales; Brassicaceae.